UACCCAAGGGAUUUUUGGCCUUUUUUCUCCUCUCCCAUUAAGAAAACGGAAGGUGAUAGUUGCCACAAUAUUUUUUGUACCUGUGUUUUCAGACUAAAAUGAGCACAACUAUUCUUCAAUAAGUCUUUACAAUGAAAAUAAAGUAUUUUAAUGAACCUUUUUUUUUUUUGGAGGUGAAGUUGAAAUUUCUCAAGCAUGCAUAUUUGAAAUACCUGUGUAAUAGUUAUUUUAGGAAUAGGUUUACGGGUGAGUAAUGAUGGUUCAUUUAACACACCAUUGACCAGUAACUUGGUUAACGACCUGGAGAAUACAGGUUCUUAAAUGAGAUUCUUGCAAUACCUAGCAUUAUUUUGACCAUUCACUAAUUUAAAUAGUUGGCUAAAUUGCAGUAUUUUGUUUCUGAGUUUGGAAGUCAUUGGAUGAAACAUUUAAAUGCUGUCAUUGGAAGUAUUUGAAGUUUUGAGGACUGCAGUCAUUGCAUGUGGGUGAACUAGGCUGUGAAUACCUGAUUUGUGAUAUAUUGCAUGAACUAAGUUUUAAAUGAAAUGUCUAAUGAUAGUAACCAGAUUAUUUUCUAAAUCGUGCCAUCUCUAUGAUGUUGGUACUAUUUCCAUUUUCAAGGAAAGUAAACAGGUACCGAACUUAAUUUCCUAAAGGUCAUUUGUUGUGAAGCUGGAUUUUGAGUUUGUGUAGUCUGUUCCUAAUUAAAACCUGUGUGAAACCACAGUACAAGAGAUUGAGAUUAGGAAUUGUUUUUGAAGCUGUCCCAAGAAAAUCCACUCUUUCCAUGGUUCCUCCUGUGCUAUGCACAAAGGUUGAGGGGCAGUUUUGCAGCAUGUAAUAACAGCCCUGUGGUUGGUUUAUGCUGUAUGGUGAAUGGCACUUACCCUGUGUUGAGCUACAAGACCGAUGUCAGAUGGGUUGUGCUAAAGUGUGAGCAUUAAAUUUGUUUCUAUCGUAAGCAUGAGGUUCACAGAGACAGAUUCUAUAUUUUAAAAGAAGCUAGUGUAGUUGGGGGUAUGUGGGAAAUAAGCAUCAGACGCCUUGGGAUAAAGGAAAUAGGCUGUGUGAAUCGGGCCUUGCCAAUCAGAUGGUCAUUGGUGGGCCAUGAAGAAUAAUGUCAGGUGAUUACAGUUUGAGGUCUACCUCAGAUUAAACCAAAUCAUGUGGGAGGGAUGGGAUUAACUGCUGGGCCAUUUUCAGGUGCGCAUGGGGGAAAUGUGUUGGUAUGGAAAGCUGGGGUCCCGUGCGCCUGCGCUCAGUGGCUCUGCGCCUGCGCUUUGUGGCGCCGUGGUUCUGCGCAUCCUCCCGCCUUUUCCCCCGUCGCUUCUGUCCUUGGGCUCCGUGAGGGGGCGCCGAGAAACAUACUUGGGCCUGAGGUUUGUGAAGAUGCUGAGGCCUGAGGUUUCCUCAACCUCUACGGCCCCUGCGGCUUCCGUCUCGUCGAUAGAGGCUCGGUCACAAGGCCCCCGCUACAAUUUUGGACUCCAGGAGACUCCUCAGAGCCGCCCUUCAGCCAAGGCCUCUGCCUCCACCCCGCUGGGCACGUCAGGAGCCGCAGGCGACCGCAGCAGCAGCAGCAGUCUCCCUUGCCAUGCGCCCAGCGCCUGGCCAGCUCAAGGUUCAUACUUUGGGAACAAAAGAUCUUAUGCAGGAAACACAUUUGCAUCAAAUUUGACUUUUGGUACAAGCUCAUCUUCUGCACGAGAUAGUAAUCCUCAAACACUAAAAACUCCAUUGUCUGCUGGAAAUCCUCAGAGAUUAGGUUGUAAAAGUUGGACACCACAAAUGGGAUAUUCAGCUACAUCCUCAUCUGCAGUUUCUAUACACUCCCCAUCAGCUAUUGUAGCUGUUGUAGAAGGGAGAGGACUUGCCAGAGGGGAAAUAGGAAUGGCAAGUAUUGAUUUAAAAAGCCCACAAAUUAUAUUAUCUCAGUUUGCAGACAACACAACAUAUGCAAAGGUGAUCACAAAACUCAAAAUUUUAUCACCUUUGGAAAUAAUAAUGUCAAAUACUGCUUGUGUUGUGGGGAAUUCAACCAAGUUGUUUACUCUGAUCACAGAAAAUUUCAAGUCCGUUAAUUUCACUACUGUCCAAAGGAAAUACUUCAAUGAAACAAAAGGACUAGAGUACAUUGAACAAUUAUGCAUAGCAGAAUUCAGCACUGUCCUAAUGGAGGUUCAGUCCAAGUAUUACUGCCUUGCAGCUGUUGCAGCUUUAUUAAAAUAUGUUGAAUUUAUUCAAAAUUCAGUUUAUGCACCAAAAUCGCUGAAGAUUUGUUUCCAGGGUAGUGAACAGACAGCCAUGAUAGAUUCAUCAUCAGCCCAAAACCUUGAAUUACUAAUUAAUAAUCAAGACUGUAGGAAUAAUCACACUCUCUUUGGUGUUCUAAAUUAUACUAAGACACCUGGAGGGAGCAGAAGACUUCGUUCUAAUAUAUUAGAGCCUCUAGUUGAUAUUGAAACCAUUAACAUGAGAUUAGAUUGUGUUCAAGAACUACUUCAAGAUGAGGAACUCUUUUUCGGACUUCAGUCGGUUAUAUCAAGAUUUCUUGAUACAGAGCAGCUUCUUUCUGUUUUAGUCCAAAUUCCAAAGCAAGACACGGUUAAUGCAGCUGAAUCAAAGAUAACAAAUUUAAUAUACCUAAAACAUACCUUGGAACUUGUGGAUCCUUUAAAGAUUGCUCUGAAGAACUGUAACACACCUUUGUUAAGAGCUUACUAUGGUUGCUUGGAAGAUAAGAGGUUUGGAAUCAUACUUGAAAAGAUUAAAACAGUAAUUAAUGAUGAUGCAAGAUAUAUGAAAGGAUGCCUGAACAUGAGGACUCAGAAGUGUUAUGCAGUGAGGUGUAACAUAAAUGAAUUUCUUGACAUAGCUAGAAGGACAUAUACAGAGAUUGUAGAUGACAUAGCAGGAAUGAUAUCACAGCUUGCAGAAAAAUACAGUCUUCCUUUAAGGACAAGUUUUAGCUCUGCUCGAGGAUUUUUCAUCCAGAUGACUAUAGAUUGUACAGCCCUCCCCAAUGAUCAGCUUCCUUCAGAGUUUAUUAAGAUUUCUAAAGUGAAAAAUUCUUAUAGCUUUACAUCAACAGAUUUAAUUAAAAUGAAUGAAAGAUGCCAAGAGUCUUUGAGAGAAAUCUAUCACAUGACCUACAUGAUAGUGUGCAAACUGCUUAGUGAAAUUUAUGAACAUAUUCAUUGUUUAUAUAAACUGUCUGACACGGUGUCAAUGCUGGAUAUGCUACUGUCGUUCGCUCAUGCCUGCACUCUUUCUGACUAUGUUCGGCCAGAGUUUACUGAUACUUUAGCAAUCAAACAGGGAUGGCAUCCCAUUCUUGAAAAAAUAUCUGUGGAAAAACCUGUUGCCAACAAUACCUAUAUCACAGAAGGGAGUAAUUUUUUGAUCAUAACUGGACCUAAUAUGAGUGGGAAAUCCACAUAUUUAAAACAGAUUGCACUUUGUCAGAUUAUGGCCCAGAUUGGAUCAUAUGUUCCAGCAGAAUAUUCUUCAUUUAGAAUUGCUGAACAGAUUUUUACAAGAAUCAGCACUGAUGAUGAUAUUGAAACAAAUUCAUCAACAUUUAUGAAAGAAAUGAAAGAGAUAGCAUAUAUUCUUCAUAAUGCUAAUGACAAGUCACUUAUAUUAAUUGAUGAACUUGGCAGAGGUACUAAUACAGAAGAAGGCAUUGGCAUUUGUUAUGCUGUUUGUGAAUAUCUGCUGAGCUUAAAGGCAUUUACAUUGUUUGCCACACAUUUUCUGGAACUCUGUCGUAUAGAUGUCCUGUAUCCUAAUGUAGAAAACAUGCAUUUUGAAGUUCAACAUGUAAAGAACACCUCAAGAAAUAAAGAAGCAAUCUUGUAUACCUACAAACUUUCUAAGGGACUCACAGAAGAAAAAAAUUAUGGAUUAAAAGCUGCAGAGGUGUCAUCACUCCCACUAUCAAUUGUCUUGGAUGCCAGGGAAAUCACAACUCAAAUUACAGAACAAAUUUUGCAAAACCAAAGGAGUAACCCUGAGAUGGAAAGACAGAGAGCUGUGUACCAUCUAGCUACUAGGCUUGUUCAAACUGCUCGAAACUCUCGGUUGGAUCCAGAUAGUUUACGAACAUAUUUAAGUAAUCUCAAAAAGAAGUAUGAAGCAGAUCUUUCCAAGGCUGAACAAGUUUCAGGAAAGACUGAAGAAUAAUAACAAUUCACAUCUUAUACUAAUGAAGUAAUAUAUCUUUUUUUUUUUUAAAUAAUGUAUCUUAGGAACCUAGAAUUCAUUUCUCCCAAGAGCAAAAGAGAAUACUAUUUGAUAAAUUUUAUAUUUUAGUUGACAAUUGCAUUAUGUUAACCUCAGAAUUAUCAUCUAUAUAGUCUAUAUAAGAAAAUAUUUGUUAUUAUAACUUAAUGAAAACUAUUUAAAGGACUGAUUUUUAAAAAUAAGUCAGUAUAAUAUGACACUUUUUUUCAUUUAUGAAAAUUUAUGUUAUUAAGUCUUAAAUUUAUUUAUACCUACAAGUUAUGGUUUAAAAUGAUAUUGUCAAUAGCUUAGUUAAGAAAAAAGCAACUUUCUUUUUAGGUCUG
Messenger RNA from Rhinolophus ferrumequinum (greater horseshoe bat), 4568 nucleotides. RefSeq names its product mutS homolog 4 (gene MSH4). Gene Ontology annotation, cellular component: nucleus. Gene Ontology annotation, biological process: mismatch repair; reciprocal meiotic recombination. Gene Ontology annotation, molecular function: ATP binding; mismatched DNA binding; ATP-dependent DNA damage sensor activity. Lineage: Eukaryota; Metazoa; Chordata; Mammalia; Chiroptera; Rhinolophidae. The coding region runs from base 1210 to 4185 and encodes 991 amino acids. The record is from RefSeq and is a predicted model, not a curated record. The transcript is spliced from 20 exons.